Molecule: messenger RNA, 2097 nt
Organism: Juglans regia (Persian walnut)
Lineage: Eukaryota; Viridiplantae; Streptophyta; Magnoliopsida; Fagales; Juglandaceae
Product: MLO-like protein 4
Exons: 15
Coding region: 172-1827 (551 amino acids)
Biological process (GO): defense response
Cellular component (GO): membrane
Source: RefSeq, a predicted model, not a curated record
AUUUUGGCACAGCAAAGCCCACCAAACCCAAUUGUUACCACUAAUUGCCGGCGAUGAGCUCUGCAUCCAGGAGACGACUGGGUCUAUCAUCUUUUUUCGUUUUGUCGAAGCUUUGGAAUAUCAGACACCCGCAAGGAAAACUGGUUCAUCGUUGUUGGGUUUGAGCUAGAAAUGGAAGGAGAGAUGAAGGAAGGACGAUCCUUGUAUGAGACCCCCUCCUGGGCUGUUGCAACCGUGAUCACUAUCAUGGUUGUUUUUGGGUUCUUCUUUCAUGGCGUUUUGAAACGCUGUGGAAAGUGGUUAAAUAAAACCAAGAGAAAACCUCUACUUGCUGCCCUGGAGAAGAUCAAGGAAGAGUUAAUGCUUUUCGGGCUUCUGUCACUGUUGAUGGGUCAUUGGAUUGUUUUUGUGGCUAAGAUUUGUGUGAAAUCGUCUGUCGUCAGCAGCCGAUUUUAUCCGUGUGCAUUGGAGGAUGAUUUCCGAAAAGUAGAGCACAUUCUUGUUUCAGGUUCAAAAUAUUUGAAUCACUCCGUUGUCAGAGAGCAGGUGAAAAAUGGGCUGCGUGAUGAUUGUCCUCAGGGUCAUGAAUCAUUUGUUUCUCAUGAAAGUCUUGAGCAGCUUCAUCGUCUUGUAUUUGUUCUUGGCAUUACCCAUGUUUCUUACAGCGUUUUGGCCAUUGCGUUGGCCAUGAUUAAGAUAUACAGCUGGAGGCCAUGGGAACAUGAAGCCAAGUCUAUGGCUAUUCAGAGCUUACAAGACACUCCACUAGCCACGCCAGACAAUACUAGAAUGAGGCGACUAUCUACUUUCAUUUCUCAUCGCACAUCCCAUCCAUGGAGCCAGCACAGAGUUCUUGUUUGGCUGCUUUGUUUCAGCCGCCAGUUCUGGAGUUCUAUAAAUCGAGCUGACUACAUGGCCUUGCGUUUAGGCUUCAUUACAACUCAUCAACUUCCUCUAUCAUAUGAUUUCCAUAAUUAUAUGCUUCGAAGCAUGGAGGAAGAGUUUCGUGAUAUUGUUGGAAUGAAUGUGCCUCUAUGGAUAUACGCAAUAUGUUGCCUUUUUCUAGAUUUUCAUGGAAGCAAUAUUUACUUCUGGCUUUCCUUCCUUCCUGCCAUCUUGAUCCUCCUAAUGGGCACUAAACUUCACCGGGUGGUAGUUAAGUUGGCUGUUGAAAUCAUGGAUAAAUGCCCAUUAGAGGGAUUCCAUCAGUUUCAUCUGAGGGAUGAGCUCUUUUGGUUUGGGAAGCCCAAGCUUCUUUUAUGGUUAAUACAUCUAAUAUCCUUCCAGAAUGCUUUUGAAGUGGCAACAUUCAUUUGGUCCCUGUGGGAAAUUAAGGAUCCUUCUUGUUUCAUGGAUAACCGUACAUUCCUUGUGAUCCGGUUGUCAUUUGGGAUCAUCUCCCAAUAUUGGUGUAGCUUUAUUACAUUUCCACUUUAUGUUAUCAUUACACAGAUGGGUUCGAAGUUCAGCAAGUCUGUGAUUUCUGAAAGUGUGAGAAACUCACUAACUGGAUGGCAGAGGAGAGUAAAGGCCAAGCAUGGUUCCACCGUUGCACUCUUGAAUGAGACAACUACAUUCUCAGAUUCACCAGCGCAUGAGAUAGUCAGACUUGAUGAAUUCUCCAUAAACAGCAUGGAAGGCAGUUCCUCAAGAGAUUGGGGCACAUUUUCCUCACGUCAGCAGGCCUCAAUUUCAAUUUCUGUUCCACUCUACAAAAGUUAUAGCGAUGAUGAUGGUGAUCACGAAGACGAUGAUGAUGGUGGUGAUAGAGAUAAUUAUCACAAAGAUGACGUCAAAGACGAUUCCUUUCUCCUUCCACCACCUUAAGCUUUCUAUGAAUUCAUCCCGAUCAACAGUAGCAUCAGAUUGUAAAUUAUAAUCUUAUUAACCAAUCGUUACUUGUUAAAUAUUAUAUACCUUCUUAAUAGAGUGGUACUGGUUCAUGCAGUUUCUUAUUCAUCCAAAAGGAAGAAAAAGUCUGGAAAAUAGUAUAUCUAGACAGAAAUGGCCAAUGAAAGUGGCCUAGCUCUUUUGAACUGGAUGAGAUCUCACUUGUUUUGAGCAUUAUAUUUGUGAAAUCUUUUUGUGAACCUACUA